CUUUAGGCCUCACAAGUCAUGAGUAUUACUUCACCGAAAAAAAAGUUAGUUUUGAAGUUGUUUUGUUACUCGAGUCAAUCCAUUCGCUUCGUUAUGCAAUCAAUUCCAAAUUUUAAACCCAUAUUCGCUUUCCUCUUCUUCUUCUUCUUCUUCUUCCUUGCCCCCAAAUUCCAGUCUCUGCAAUCUCGUCGGCAGCCAUGGAAGACGAUUACAAGCUGAGUCAACAUUCCGGCGACUCGGUCACUAUCGAGCUACCUGGAAUGGUGAUUGUGACGGCCAUUUUAGUGUUCUUGUUGGUGCUUGUAUUUGUUCUUCUUCUCCAACUCUAUGCCAGAUGGUUAUGGUCUCGAAUUGAGGAUCCUUCCCCUCUUCCGGUGGAAACUCGCCGUCGUCGUCGUCGCCGAUUUGAAUUCUCCGCCAUACAAGAUCCCAAUUCCGGAAGAGGGUUGGACCCCAAAAUCCUUCGGUCACUUCCUGUUCUGAUAUUCCACCCUGAUGACUUCAAAGAUGGCCUCGAAUGUGCCGUUUGCCUCUCUGACCUUGUUGAAGGUGAGAAAGCCAAGCUGCUUCAUGAUUGCUUUCAUGGCUUCCAUAGUGAUUGCAUAGAUAUGUGGUUUGAAUCUCAUUCCACUUGCCCUCUUUGUCGGAACCCCGUCACCGCCGCCGCAGACUCCGGCGAGUUACAGGAUGAGGAUUCUGCAAGUGGGUUGUCCUCAGAAUCUCCAACUUUCCCAACAAAUGUACUGAUUUGGGGAAAUCAAGAGCAGGUCACCUCUGCCGGAGCUUGUCUGGAAGUGAAAGAGGGUUCUUCUCAAAACCCUUUUCCGGCGGCUUGUUCAUCAGCAUCAUCGAGUAACCCAGCUGCAGAAUUGGUAAUUGAUGUUCAAAAUGAUCUUCAAUUUCCGCCAUUAACACCUAAUGAAGAUGGAAAGCUACCUGUUGUGACCAGAUUAAGGUCAUUGAAAAGGCUUUUGAGUAGGCAAAGAAGAGUGAAUCCUUGUGAUCCAAAUUCAGCUAAUGUUGAAAUGGAACAAUUGGCCUGAUAUAGAUUUGCUACAAACAAGUUAAGUUUUCAAAACUUGUACAAAUUUCUUUGCAUUCUAGUAAUGAGAGGGAAAGCGUUGUUGUUGAGAGCAUCUCUGUAAUGAAUGUUCUUCAACCAACCGCUUUCAUUUUGUUAGAACAAGGUUAUUUACAGAAACUUUCAACCCUUUGAAUCCA
Molecule: messenger RNA, 1221 nt
Organism: Cucurbita moschata (crookneck pumpkin)
Lineage: Eukaryota; Viridiplantae; Streptophyta; Magnoliopsida; Cucurbitales; Cucurbitaceae
Product: RING-H2 finger protein ATL3-like
Exons: 1
Coding region: 198-1043 (281 amino acids)
Source: RefSeq, a predicted model, not a curated record